Messenger RNA from Thunnus maccoyii (southern bluefin tuna), 3837 nucleotides. It is a transcript of the gene slc12a3, whose product is annotated as solute carrier family 12 member 3. Gene Ontology annotation, cellular component: membrane. Gene Ontology annotation, biological process: sodium ion homeostasis; chloride transmembrane transport; chloride ion homeostasis. Lineage: Eukaryota; Metazoa; Chordata; Actinopteri; Scombriformes; Scombridae. The coding region runs from base 110 to 3109 and encodes 999 amino acids. Gene Ontology annotation, molecular function: sodium:potassium:chloride symporter activity. The record is from RefSeq and is a predicted model, not a curated record. The transcript is spliced from 27 exons.
AACAGAGAAUGAAGACUGUGAGAGCAGCAGAGGGGAUUGAGGGUCCUCGAGGAGCCAGUGAAAAGAAGACUCAUUAAGAACUCUGCUGCCCUCCAGCCCUGACCCACGGAUGAGCCUGCAUGGUGUCCUGGGGGAGAUGUGCUAUGGGGACAGGGGCAGCGUAGCAUCCCGUGGAUCGGAUGCCCUAACCGGUUACGAGACUCUGGAUGCCCCACCACACUAUGACUUCUACGCCAAUACAGAGGUGUGGGGCCGACGGAGGCGCUUCAGGCCAUCACUGUACCAGCUGCAUGCCAACCCUGAGGAUGACUCCAAGCCUCCCUUGUAUGAGGAAACCACAGGUGUACAGAUGGAAGGAGGAGAUAGCUCCGAUGAUGACAAAGAGGAGCAAAAGGAGCCACCACCUGAACCUCCUCGCUUUGGCUGGGUACAGGGAGUCAUGAUCCGUUGCAUGUUAAACAUCUGGGGGGUGAUCUUGUACCUGAGGCUGCCUUGGAUCACUGCUCAAGCUGGUAUAGGUAUGACCUGGGUGAUUAUCCUGCUAUCCUCUUGUAUAACUGGGAUCACUGGUCUCUCUACCUCAGCCAUUGCUACCAACGGCAAAGUCAAAGGAGGUGGGACCUAUUUCCUAAUCAGCCGUAGCCUUGGUCCAGAGCUGGGUGGGUCAAUCGGUCUGAUCUUUGCUUUUGCUAAUGCUGUUGCUGUGGCCAUGCACACUGUGGGCUUUGCUGAGACUGUUUCAGACCUCAUGCAUGAACACGGAGCUGUCAUGGUGGACCGAACCAACGACAUCCGUAUCAUCGGCAUCAUCACUGUCACAUGUCUACUAGGCAUCUCAAUGGCUGGCAUGGCAUGGGAGUCAAAGGCCCAAGUUCUGUUCUUCCUGGUCAUCAUGGUGUCAUUUGCCAGUUACAUCGUUGGAACAAUCAUUCCUGCUUCACCAGAGAAACAAGCCAAGGGUUUCUUUAGCUACAAAGCGGACAUCUUUGCUGCCAAUUUUGUGCCCAACUGGCGGGGACCAGAGGGCAGCUUCUUUGGCAUGUUCUCCAUUUUCUUCCCCUCGGCCACUGGUAUCCUGGCAGGCGCUAACAUCUCCGGUGAUCUGAAGAAUCCAACUGUGGCCAUCCCCAGAGGAACACUGAUGGCUAUAUUUUGGACCACCAUCUCCUACCUCAUCAUCUCUGCUACCAUUGGAUCCUGCGUAAUACGGGAUGCGUCCGGCCUGUUAAACAACACCCUGUCUUCCUCCUCAUCCAUCGAGGAUUGUGUUGGUUUAUCUUGUCAAUAUGGAUGGGACUUCACUGAGUGUAUCAAAAAUGCCACAUGCACUUUUGGCAUCAGUAACUACUAUCAGUCAAUGAGCAUGGUGUCAGCCUUCGCCCCCCUUAUCACCGCCGGUAUAUUUGGUGCAACACUGUCCUCUGCUUUGGCCUGCCUGGUGUCUGCCCCCAAAGUGUUCCAGUGUCUGUGUAAGGACAAGCUCUAUCCUCUCAUUGGCUUCUUUGGCAAAGGUUACGGCAAGAAUGACGAACCACUGCGAGGCUACUUACUGGCAUACAUCAUCGCUGUUUGCUUCAUCCUCAUUGCUGAGUUGAACACCAUCGCUCCCAUCAUCUCCAACUUCUUCCUCUGCUCCUACUGCCUGAUCAACUUCAGCUGCUUCCAUGCCUCAAUCACCAACUCACCAGGUUGGCGUCCAUCCUUUGGGUUCUACAGUAAGUGGCUCUCGCUGCUGUGUGCUGUGUGUUGUCUGGUGAUCAUGUUCCUACUGAACUGGUGGGCAGCUCUCAUUGCCUUUGGCAUCGUCGUCUUCCUUUUGGGAUACACACUCUACAAGAGGCCCGCUGUGAACUGGGGAUCAUCAAUGCAGGCGAGCUCAUAUAACCUUGCUCUGAACCAGUGUGUGGGUCUCAACCAGGUGGAAGACCAUGUCAAGAACUAUAGACCACAGUGUUUGGUACUCACAGGUUCUCCCAGCAGUCGUCCAGCUCUGGUGGAUUUCGUCAACUGUUUCACAAAGGGUCUCAGUCUCAUGAUGUGUGGCCAGGUGGUCACUGCUGGUUCCACUCAGUCAGUAGUGGAGAAGGCGAGCAGCGACAGUCACAUUACCUGGUUGAACCAAAGGAAGGUGAAGUCUUUCUUCAGAGAUGUGGUGGCUACAGAUCUGCGAUCAGGGGUUAACAUGCUGCUACAGGGGUCAGGUUUAGGUCGUAUCAGACCUAAUGUUCUGCUGAUGGGUUUCAAGAGAGACUGGCGCAGUGACUCACCUGAGGCUGCACACAACUACAUAGGAAUACUGCAUGAUGCAUUCGACCUGCAGUACGGCGUGUGCGUGCUGAGAAUGAGGGAUGGACUGGAUGUCUCUCAUCCAUCUCAAUCACAUGUCAAUCCAGGCUUUGAUGGAGGACUGGACACCAUAAACACUAUAUCUGCUCCUUCCCGCCUUCAAACCAUCACUACAUCUGCUGUAACUAUUGAACCAGGGCCUCAGCCAAGUACAGCGUUUCAGAAAAAGCAAGAAAGGAAGACAAUCGAUGUAUACUGGCUAUCUGAUGAUGGAGGUCUGACCCUGCUGCUGCCCUACCUACUGACUCGGAGGAAGCGCUGGGCCAGAUGUAAGGUUCGAGUGUUUGUAGGAGGAGACACAAACAAGAAGGAGGAGCAGAAAGAGGAGGUGUUGGCAUUGAUCAAGAAGUUCCGUCUUGGUUUCCAUGAUGUUGAAGUGCUUCCUGACAUCUUCCAGAACCCACAGCCUGGAAAUGUUCUUCAGUUUGAGAAUAUGGUGAGUCGCUUCAGGCUGGAGACAAACCCUAAGCAGGAUUCUGAUUCUGGGCCACCGAGAGCACAGGAGGAGCCCUGGAGGAUCAGCGACCAGGAUCUGGAGAGGAACAAGGCCAAGUCCCUCCGUCAGAUCCGUCUAAACGAGAUUCUGCAGGACUACUCCAGAGAAGCGGCACUGAUUGUUAUCACCAUGCCAGUGGGGAGGAGAGGAGUGUGUCCCAGUAUUCUCUACCUGGCGUGGCUGGACUUCUUGUCACGUGAUCUGAGACCUCCAGUCCUAUUGGUCAGAGGAAACCAGGAAAACGUCCUCACCUUCUACUGCCAAUGAAAUGUCUUCUUGAGUUUGAUGUACAGAUAAUGAUCCACACUAUCAUCAUCCUGAACUUUUUAACUGACAUAAGAGUAACUUUUGACAAUUAAUGAUUAUCUCAUUUUGUAAUUAAUGCAUGAUUCCUGUAAUUACUACACUGUAGCCCUUUAAUUCAACGUUGUCAUGAUUUACACAUUUUAGAAUUGCUACAAAAGUGAAUCACUCAUGGGAACAGAUUUAAAUUGAGGCCAUAAUUGAUUGUGAAGACUUUUGUUGUCUAAAUGAUUUGUGAUUUUUUGACAUCAUCUCCAAUUAUGUGCACAUAAAAUGUGUUUGUUUCUUUUUUCCUUAAAUCUAUUGCACAUAUUAAGGCAUUGAGGAGUUACUUUAUUUGAUGUUUAUAACUGUAAAAUGAUAAGAUAAAGAAAGACUUGUAUGAACAAAUGGAAGUCAACUGCCAGACAGGACAGUGAAUGUUAUAUAAAGAGACUGUGUGUAUGAGUGUGUGUGUGUGGGUGUGUGUGUGUGUGUGUGUGUGCUGUUGUAUAUGGUCACCAAUCAACAAGGGCAGAGGCAGUUUCACCCUCUAGCCCACCCCUCCCCUUUCACCUCUUUCAAUCAUUAAUCUGUAUGCUGAUUCUGAGCAGUGUCACAUUGUAUCAGUUGGUAAAGAUUUAGUUUCUGUAUAUUCAAGUAUACUGUAUCUAGAGUUGUUGAAUAAUAAUUAAUCUUUUAAGAAAAUACUA